This is a messenger RNA of Ipomoea triloba (trilobed morning glory), 1704 nucleotides long. RefSeq lists its product as uncharacterized. The coding region runs from base 1 to 1704 and encodes 567 amino acids. The record is from RefSeq and is a predicted model, not a curated record. The transcript is spliced from 4 exons. Gene Ontology annotation, molecular function: nucleic acid binding; RNA-DNA hybrid ribonuclease activity. NCBI's taxonomy places the organism in Eukaryota, Viridiplantae, Streptophyta, Magnoliopsida, Solanales, Convolvulaceae.
AUGGGGUUUCGUACGGUGAGGGAGAUGAAUUUGGCCAUGUUGGGGAAACAAGGGUGGAAACUUUUUACGAAUCAAAAUGCUUUGGUAACGAGGGUGUUCAAAGCUCGUUAUUUCCCUACUUGUUCUUUUUUGGAGGCGGGGUUGGGGUCUAACCCCUCGUUUGUGUGGUCUAGUAUAAGGAAUUCUCAAUCUUUGAUUACGAGGGGUGCUAGGGUGUGCGUGAGGGAUGGGUCUACGACUCGGGUGUGGAAUGUUCCUUGGCUUCCAAAUAAACAAAACCCCUAUGUGUCAACACCUGAACCGAUAUAUUUGAAUAAUCCUUGUGUUCGUUCCCUUUUUAUUCCUAAUACCUUAUGUUGGGAUGAAGAGGUGGUCAGAGAUAUUUUUAAUUGCAGGGAUGCAAACCUUAUACUGAGUUUACCUACUUCAAAUAGGCCAGUUGGGGAUUCGUGGUAUUGGGAUGAGGAUUUGUCGAGAGAGUAUUCUGUCAAGAGUGCUUAUAGAGUACUUAGGCAGGAUUUGAGCAUUGAAGGGACAGUUGAUUGUGAUGUUGCUUGCCACCUGUGUGGUUUGGAGCAGGAAUCUAUAGUUCAUCUCUUUGCAAAUUGUUCUUUUAUUCAUGAUUGUUGGGGUGAGUUAAACCAAUAUUGGAGGUUGGAAUAUGUGGAUAACAUUGAUUUAUGGAUUGCGGCAGUUUGGUCCUCAUUGCCAAAGGAGAUGAUUACAAAAAUUAUUGUUAUAUGUUGGGUAGCUUGGGAGAAUAGAAAUCAAGUGGUUUUUCAUCAACAUUGUUUGCCUCCAAAAGUAGUAGUGGCAAAUGCUUUGAGAUAUUUGGAUGAUUGGCGUACGGUGAAUGAGUUGCAUGCACAGGCUACGUUUGUUUCUUCCUCAGGCGCUAGCUAUUUCCCUACGGCGUGGCAACCUCCUUUGCAUUCUUUUGUAAAAAUUAAUGUGGACGUUGCCUUGGAUUUUGACCGAAACGUGAUGGGUUUUGGGUGGGUGGUGAGAGGAGAGGAAGGGGAAGUACUUGGACUGGGAUGGCGUUUAAAGGAGUAUGUUUGCUCAAUCCGUGAAGCAGAGGCUGUGGGAGUGAGGGAGGUGUUAAGUUGGGUUAAAGAGAUGGGAUGGAAUCGUGUGAUUGUGGAAACUGAUGCGCAGCUUGUUACUACGGCUGUGAAAGGAGGGUUGUGUAGCGGCCUGUUUGGAUUGAUUAUUCAGGACAUUCGUUUCCUGUUAGACCAGUUUUUUACGGUUAAUUUAUGUUUUGUUAAAAGGGAAGCAAAUAUGUUAGCCCACGCUAUUGCGAAGAGGUCCUUACGUGCUUCGAGUAGUGGCGAUGUGAUCCCUACUCAAUCACGACUUUCGUCUCUGCUCAAUGGGCAGGUCUUGCAAUCAAGCUCCAUUCUGUAUUUGCACUCGUGGGCCAAUCUCUCUCCAACUCGAAGAAACUUUUGCACGCUUUUGUUACCUGUUGAGAGCGAGGAUUUGUCAACCUCAACUAGUUAUAGAUGCCAGCAGCAGGACAGAUGGAUUUCAAAGGCUUCUCUCCCUAUCCCCAUUAUCUUUGUCCCUGUUUACAUGGAGAAAGAUACAAAAAGUGCCAUAGACAAUGGAAUUGAUUUGGGAUUCCAGGAAUGGGGUCCCAACCCCAAAAAUGCCAAAGCAAUUCUAUGGGGAUUGGACAUUCCACUCCAUCUAAGCUAA